AUGCGAGAGCCUGACAUUGCUGAACCGUUUUGGUUACAGGAAGCCUGUGCCGGUCGCUUUGAGGCUUUCGACUCUUUUCUUGAGCAGUGCGGCAUGGAUUUGAAUCGGCUCGCGGGGCUGCCCGAUCCUGCUGAGCUCCUUCCUGAUUGCCCGGUCGAUGUUCGGAAUUCUGAGGUUUUCACUACGCUCAUCCGCGAAUCCCACCCGAAGCUGAUCUUCACUUCGUUCACCGUCAACCAGAAUGUUCUCGAACCCAGACGACUCCAUGCAACAGCCGACUGGACCGGCACUCGCGUCGUUUUGGUUGCCUUCACGGUAAGGUCGUCUGAAAAACUCGACCCUGAGCAGAGAUUGAUCGCUGAGGCACUCGGUUUCAAUCUCCCGAAGCCUGGUGACGAAGGCGAAGGGUACAGCGAAUGCGAGAGAUCUCUGAAGCCGGCUGCACGAGAGCUCGAUCCCGUCUGUGCUGUAUCAGUGAAAACAUUGAAAGCCAGGGCCUGUGACUUUGGCCAUCGCUUCGACCCUCCAACUUUGUGCGGUGGCUCCUUCCGAGUUGAGCCUGCUCCACCUCAACGAUCUUCUCGCCCAUCGCCUCCUUCACAGGCUGCCUUGGAUUUGCUGUGCAGCUACCCGCCGGGCCGCUUCGUUUUCUCCUCCGUCUUUCCGAGCCUUCAUGAUCAGUUGAGCUGGCUUUUCAUUGAAGGUCACGUGAUUGUCCUCAUGGGCGCCCGGGGCUUCGAGUCGGGCGCGCUCUACAUGAUCGAGAAUCCAGCGAAAUCGUGGCUCUGGAAGCAAGAAGCUUGGAACAGCAUGCAAGUUGACGACUUUCUCUGCGACAUGUGUGUUUUUGGAACGCGGUGGAGAAAACCCACCCGGGUCCGAACCAACUGCUCCCUUGCGGGCCAGCGCCUGCUCUGCGGUUGUGCUCGUCGGCAUGCGAUGUUGAGAGGGAGAGACUGCAAGACGGGAGUGCUGUGGACAAAGCUUGCUGAAGCUUACCCGCGGCGCUUCUGCACUCUGCUUGCGAAUGCGAUCGCUUCCGAUUUGAACUGGAAUGGAAACUACCGGCCGCUGGACAUCGCAAAGUGUGCGAAGUGCAGUGGGGCUCGAAUCGGAGAAGCUGGGAACCCAGGACCACGAGGCGCUCGGAAGCCUCGACCACCUCUUGUUCUACGAAACAUAAAGCUGGUCGAACCGGGCACGGCACGACUGCGGACCCGGGUCUGGAACUUGUUUCGUGAGUGGCUCGAGCGAGGAGCUGGGAAAGAGGCGUGGGCUUCAGUCAGGAGGUUACCCGAGCUGUUGGUGCAGAUGCUGAUUAUCUACGGACAGAGCUUGUACAACAGCGGUAGUUCUUUGCAGGACUUUCGGCAACUGCUUGCUCACGCUCAGAUUGAGAUUCCUGGGGCACGAGCUAUCAUGCGCCCAGCCUGGGAUCAAGUGACUCGUUGGGAGAAAGUUGAACCGACAACGCAUCGUACACCCUUGCCUGAGCCUAUAAUGCUGGCGAUGUGUUCGCUGGCUUUGGUCUGGAAAUGGGACGUCUGGGCUGCUACAACGCUGCUCUGCUUUUAUGGAGCUUGCCGAAUCGGCGAGGUCCUAAAGGCCGAGCGGCAGGACUUUCUCACACCGGGAGACUUACUGAGCGAUGACGACAGGUUUUUCCUCUGCUUUCGAGAGCCGAAAUCUCGAGGGCGGGGGCCGAGAGUGCAGCAUGUGGCCAUUUCGUUUUCUGGCAACCUGAAAGCUUUCUUCCUGGCGACGUGGUCAGGACUCAAAGGCAGCGAUAAGCUCUUUCAUGGGAGUUCCUGGAUGUAUCGCAAACGGUGGGACAAGCUUUUGCGUGCUUUAGGAAUCCCUGCCGACUUUCACCUCACGCCAGGGGGAUUGCGUGGCGGGGGCGCUGUCGCUGCUUAUCGCAGAGGCGACCAAGUGUCAGAAAUCCAAUGGCGUAUGCGGCUACAACAUGUGGGAACCUUGGCCUUCUACCUGCAGGAGGUCGCUGCGUUGUCGGUGAUCCCGCGGCUUCAUCCUCGUGCUCGAGAAAAAGUUUCCGCAGCAGCUGCAUUAUUCCCUUUCGUUAUUGCUUCUCGUCCGGCGCACGCCGUGCAACGCCCCGCAGGGCCCUUACAGCCGUAG
This is a messenger RNA of Symbiodinium necroappetens, 2139 nucleotides long. The record is from the annotation of a GenBank genome assembly. NCBI's taxonomy places the organism in Eukaryota, Dinophyceae, Suessiales, Symbiodiniaceae.